CCCUAGCCAAGCUAUCUCUGCUGAUCAUGACUUAGAAUCUAAUCCCGAUUCUACCGACAUUGCUGAUGGAAGUAACGAAGAGACUCGCAAAGAAGAUCACCAAGAAAUUCUGAGACUUAACAAUCUCAACUUUACGGAGGACGUUAUGAAUCUUGUUAUGGAGGACGUUAUGGAGGGCGCCAAGGAUCUUUCGGAGGUUUCAGAGAAAGAUAUAGAAAUAAUG
Molecule: messenger RNA, 223 nt
Organism: Racocetra fulgida
Lineage: Eukaryota; Fungi; Glomeromycota; Glomeromycetes; Diversisporales; Gigasporaceae
Source: the annotation of a GenBank genome assembly